CACCCGUCUCUGUGAUGAAAAGAAUGAAGGGGUUGAGAGAAUGAUGGAGGCUAGAAGUGGGAGGUGUUAGAGGGGCAGGCAGGCCUACCUGUUGCAUAGAUGAAGGUCAGUGACAAACACAGGUAGAAAGGACAGAAGAAGAAUAGAGGGAGAAGAAUCAAGGUGUUUUUAAUGUGGCGUCACCAUGGUCUGACCACUGCUCCGCGACGAAGCGCCUGGAUGUGAAAAAGGAUUCACCUAUCUGUUGUCACCUGCACUCUCCACUCCUCUGUUGCCCUGAGUCCGAUGGCAAAGCGUGACCCGAACGAACCCCCUCCUCCUUACUACCCUAUUACUGUGCACUCAUUGCCCCCCCUCAAGCCCUACGACGAUGUAGCAUACGGGGUGGGCCCCGGCCUGACACCCCCCACCCAUCCACAUUACAUCGCCCAGUAUUCACCACCUGUGACUGUUCCGCAAGUCUCACACUCAGCCCACAGCCAUAAGAGGAGGAGAUGCUGUGAGAAUAAUGCCCAGUGUUACGGAGGGUCAGGGGGAGUUUUCCUGGUGCUCGCUCUGCUGGCACUGGCCACCUGGCUUGGAGUCCGUUACGGCACCAGGCUGGCGACCGCAGCGAUCCUGUUCGGUGAGGAGGAUUAUUACGGAGAAGAUAACUCUUUACCCAAGUACGACACCUGCCCCAACAAUACUGUCCAUUGUGAUGGAAAGAAAGACUGUCAACUGGGUAGCGACGAAACAAACUGUGUGGCAUUUGGUAAGGACAAUCGUCUGCUGGUCAAAACAUCUCAAGAUGGCCGCUUCCUACCAGUGUGCUACAGCGGCUGGGACCAGAGCUACGCUCAACAGACCUGUGCUCAGCUAGGUUUCGGAAAGCACUAUGCCACCAAUGCAAUGAAAUCUCAGGAGUCCAUUGCUUUAGAAUUGACCGAAAGAGCACCUUUGCCUAUCCAGAGUCUGGUGAAUGUCAGUUCUUCCUGUCCAAACCAGGAGAUCGUUUCCCUGCAGUGUGUGGACUGUGGUAAGCAGCAGUCUAGUUCCAAGAUCAUUGGGGGCAACUUAGCCAAGACAGGUCAGUGGCCUUGGCAGUUGUCGCUCCACUUCAGACAAUCCCACGUCUGCGGCGCAGUCCUGAUCUCCCCGGAUUUUUUGCUGACCGCUGCCCACUGCUUCCCGAGAGGCAACUCUUUGACUCUCUUAGCGAAGAACUGGAAAGUGUAUGCUGGAACGGUGUCUCUGAACAGUCUGCCUAAGUCUUAUCAUGUGAAGAGGAUCCUGCUCAACCAGAACUACAACAACAAGACUAACGACUUAGAUGUUGCUCUGAUCAAACUUAAAUCUCCAGUUGUUUUCAGCGAUAAAGUUCAACCAGUUUGUCUGCCAACAAUUGGCCAGACAUUUCCCCAAGGAACCAAAUGCUGGACCACUGGCUUCGGCGCCACUGUGGCAGGAUCAGGCACUGUCUCUAAUGAUCUGAUGGAAGUGACUGUGGACAUCAUUGAUAGACAAGUGUGUAACGGCCCCAGUGUGUAUGGAGGCAGAGUGAGCAAAAACAUGCUCUGUGCUGGUAAACUGGAGGGAGGCAAGGAUUCCUGUCAGGGCGACAGUGGCGGACCUCUGGUCUGUCAGUCUGACAGCCGUUGGUACUUGAUGGGGAUCACGAGUUGGGGGUCUGGCUGUGGAGAGAAAAACAAGCCCGGAGUUUAUACCAACGUCAAAAGUGUUCUUCCCUGGAUCUAUAGCAAGAUGCAGCAAGAGAAGCCGUGAUGUCCCUUUGUCUCCUGCGGGUGGAGUAGUAACCACCAACCCCCCUUCACCGAUGAACCCUGCACUAUGAAGUCGUCUCAGGGAGAUGGACGGACUAACUCGCAAAUAAACUAAAAUGGCAUGAAGAGGGCACACCUCCGCCAAGGCCCAACAGUCCCCUGAAAUUCCAUCAUACCUCAGGAAAUUGCACCCAUAGAAAUCAGUCCAAUCAGUUAAAUAUGCCAAAUUUUUGCAUCAAGAUCCAUGAUUUAUUCCCUUGGAAAUUUGUAAAAUCUGUAAAACAAACGUCCUAUCUCCCAAUGCUAUACAAUGUGGGGGGAAAUAUCCUGAAUUUCACCCCUUUCUCUGCAAAAUGUAAUGGGUUCUUUCUUAGUCUGUGUCCCAUCCUUCCAAGUUUAAUGCAAAACAAUGGACUUGGGUGAAAAGGUGUCCUCCUUGGCGGAGGAAAUGAAUUGAUGAGGAGAUGCUGUAGACAGGAAGGCACACAGAUGAAGGGGUUGGGGAGAAGCAACACGGCAAAAUGCACAAGCUCAACACAGGACUUCAAUCUUUCUCCAUUUUCUAUACUCAUUCUCCGUCACACAACUGUCUUGUGUACUGCCUGACCGUGAUUAUCAAUACACACCAUAAUCCAUGCAAUGACAUCCGUUCUCUUCAUACAUUUUUCCUCCUGUCCCUUGGUGUCUCCAUCAUACAGUGUAUACUUAUGUUUACCUACAGUGCGUGUUCAGUGGAACCUAAGGGUGGCUGGACCUUCUGUCCCCGUGUUCUGUGCCAAUGAAGCUGUCCACUGUACUGUGAUCUCUAAAACUGGUUUGAUAAUGAUACGCUUUACAAAAUGAUCGAUGAUUGUAGAGGUGUGUUCUUCCUCCUCAGGGACACAGCUCCUGUCUCUUACUUGUUAAUUGUUGUUUACCAUUCUAAAAUAAAAAACUGACACUUUAUGCAAUUCACUUGAAAAGAAAGAAAGCAGUGUGACCCUCGACCCCGCCUUUAAUAGGCUGGCACUCACACUGUGAAUUUAUUUUCAGAAAUUGUUUUCCUUUUAUGUUGUAUGUCAUGUUUAUUUUGUGUGGGUGUGUGUUCUCUGUGUCGUAUGUAUGUGGAGUUGCCAUGUUGUCUAUUUGUCUAAUGUAUGGGAUCAAUGAGUUUUUAACACUGAGCAUUAAAAAAAGAAUAAAGAUGAAGGAAAUUC
Hippoglossus stenolepis (Pacific halibut) is the source of this 2959-nucleotide messenger RNA. It is a transcript of the gene tmprss13a, whose product is annotated as transmembrane serine protease 13a. Gene Ontology annotation, biological process: proteolysis. The transcript is spliced from 13 exons. The record is from RefSeq and is a predicted model, not a curated record. Gene Ontology annotation, molecular function: serine-type endopeptidase activity; protein binding. NCBI's taxonomy places the organism in Eukaryota, Metazoa, Chordata, Actinopteri, Pleuronectiformes, Pleuronectidae. The coding region runs from base 286 to 1764 and encodes 492 amino acids. Gene Ontology annotation, cellular component: membrane.